Messenger RNA from Papaver somniferum (opium poppy), 1646 nucleotides. RefSeq names its product probable F-box protein At2g36090. The transcript has 2 exons. Gene Ontology annotation, molecular function: protein binding. Lineage: Eukaryota; Viridiplantae; Streptophyta; Magnoliopsida; Ranunculales; Papaveraceae. The coding region runs from base 294 to 1421 and encodes 375 amino acids. The record is from RefSeq and is a predicted model, not a curated record.
CUAAACCCCUGAAAAAUCUACUAGGGAGAAAGAACAAAUGAGAUGAGAAAAUAUAAGUAAACCCUAGUUUCUACCAAUUUGCAUAUCUGAGAAAAUAUAAGUAAACCCUAGGGUUGAAGCUCCAGCAAAUCCUGAUUCUAUCAUGUAGAAAUUCAUCAAUUUCGUCUGAACUUCAUCAAUAAAAGAUCAUAUUUUUUGAAAAUCUGAUAAUAGUUUGUCUGGAGAUAAUUUCUCAAUUGAGGUUUCUGGAAAGGAAACCCAUGCUGGGAAAUCAUUAAGUUCAUCAGAAGACUAUGGGAAUAUCUGUCAUGGAGUCUGAAAGUGUGGCAAUUUUAUGCGGUGACCUUUUCCAUGACAUAUUAGGCCGUCUUGAUGGUACUACUUUGGCUACUGCGGCAUGUGUUUGUGCCGCUUUCUGCUCCAUCUCAAAGCAAGAGAAAAUAUGGGAAAAUGUGUGUCACUCUCUCUGGCCUUGUACCAAUAGGGAUGAUGUUAGGAGUUUGAUUUUAUCGAUCGGAGGGUAUAGAAAGUUCUAUUCAGAUUGCUUCCCGCUUAUUGUUAACAAAGAUGUUUGUCUUUCUCAUUGGGACCCUUCUCUUGAUUACCCAGAAGGAUGGGCUGAGGCUGAAUAUUAUGGUGACCUGGAUGUGUUUAAAAGUAUUUCACCUUCAGAUUUCGUCUCUAUAGUUGAUGUAAUUUACAAAGGCAAAUCGAUAUAUUCGAAAGUCCUCUGGGGAAUUCCUGAUUCCGAUAGCAUCAAUGGUUGGUUUCGUAACUGCCCUUUCCGCGUUGAUCUCUUAACCAAUUCUGACAGAGAGCAUGACCACCACGAAGUUACACUUUCGGUUGAUGACGGGCUACCAUCAGUUACAUGCAUUGAGAGAGAGAGAAAAGAUGGUAAACUCUGGAAGGAACUAUGUGAUGGGAUUAGACUUAGCUGGAUUAUUGUGAACAAGAAGUUGAAGCAGGCUGCUAAUAUCUCUAGCUGGAUUCCACUUGGUGGACAAAGACAUUGGCCGACUGACAGAGAUUUCUUGAUCCGUUUUGGUUCCAUUCUUCCUGCAAAAGACAUUCUUCCAUGCCAGGUAGCAGAGUGCAUCCUCGUUAUGAAAUUCCGGGUUGCAUUAAUCACAGAUGGAGAAGGAAAUCAAACAACGCUGGAAUUGACUGAACUAAGUUUACAGCUAGAAGACAUGGAAGGUUCUCAUGUUAAUGGAAGAAAUAGUUUGCUUGUUCUAAAGGAAGCAUUAAAUUGCCGCCGGAGCAAAAAUUAUAGUGAGGUUUUAGAAUCUUGUCAUAUUUACUCGAAGGUUCAGAGUGAAUUAAAAGAAGAGAAAAUGAGAAAUGAGAGCCGUUUAGAUAGACUAUGUCUCUUAAGUGGAAUUGCUGCAUUUUUCUCUUUCUGCUAUUACGUACUAUGAAAUUGAGCAACUUCAUUGUUUCUGACAUCCAUCUGAAGAUAGUUUCUGCGAUAUCCAUCUGAAGAAAGUUUGGGGUACUUAACUUCUGUUCUCUCAAGCUUAGAGUGAAUAGCAUGUAGCUGCUAGUAUUUUACCCUCUAUGGAAUGAAUUCCUAAAUUUGUACAUUCUUACUCUAUGCUCAAUAGUAAUGAUUUAUCUCACUAAAUAACUAAGUUCUUCUGAUU